AUGGCUGAUGCUUCCUCAUGGUUCGUCGCAGAGCCUUGCGCAGAUGCCUUCCUUUCAUUGAGAUCGUAUCUCAUAGAAGCAACAAAACUAAGACCAGAGGGCGAGGAUCUAUCUUCGGCUAGCAAUACGGGACAAUCCAUUGCUCUCAAAUGUGGUCAAGUCAAGUACAGGGAAUACAAGACAGCUUGGAUUAUACAGCACACGUCUAAAUGCAACGAACGAUGGAGCAUCGACUCUCUUGGACGAACUGGUGAGAAUAUAGAAAACCAUACUCCAUCCAAGCCUAGGAAAGUCAGUACCAAAAGGCGGAUCGGUCAAUUGAUCUGUACGAGUCCCCAGGAAUCAACCGUUGGUAACUCUCCUUUGUUCCCUCCAUUACCGCUCGUGCAACUGAUUUAUCGGGCCUUGGAACUCCUUUCCAUACUGAAACAUACGAGGGAUGAAUAUUUUGUAAAUUCGUGUAUGAAGAUUCAACCAGCACUCAACCGGAGAUUGAUUGAUAUCGAACCAAUCUUCAAUGCGCUUUGGGAAAAGCACGCAAAUGGAAAGUCGCGCAAACGAGUGGUGCAUAAGUUAUUUGGCAUUGCAAUUGAAGCCAUCUCAGAUGUUGUUCAGCAGAUGGUGGAACCGUGGGGAGGGCAAUGGAGCAUUUGCAUCGAUCUUCCUCGACGCUCUUCAAAAUUGAAGCCAUACCUUCGAUCUUCGCUCAAAUCAAUCAAGUCAUUCAUUCGUGAAUGUCUUGCUGAUUCCAUGUUGAUAGGAAAAUCUACCAGAAAGAUUCUGGACAGUCCUGAGCGCGAAAGAAUCAGAAUCGACACAACUGAUAGACCGCCCGAUGCCUUAACAUCUUUCGAUACAGACGCAGCCAGCAACAUGAAAUCAAGAAGUAACAACGGUGCAGAAGAGCAUUUGAAGGAAAAGAAAGGUCUGCUUCGAUUGAAAAGUGUAUCUCAUUCGACCUUCGACAGUGGCACGGCUAAGCCGUCUAUCCGAAAUCGAGAGAUUUCAGCCCGGUCUCACGAAUCUGUGCAAGUUGUGCAUUCUUCAGAGAGCUCUCUUCUCGCUUCAAAUGGACACGACAAGACAGGACUUUCCCCACAGAUUGAUUCGGACACUCAAGAUAUCAGUUCCUGUACAAGUCCUGUCACUGGCACUGCGGUCGUAGAGUCGACCGACGUAGAAUUUGGAAAAAAGACAGAAUUAUCUGCAAUUGGACGACAAUUGGGGAACGACUUUGAGACGCGGUUAGACAUCAAAAAAUUUCAUGAGAAGAAGGAAUUGUCAAGCCAGAGCCUUUUUGAAUCCGAAAAUAGGAAGUAUAAGCAUUGCAAUCGUGGGGAAACACUGAAUCUCAUUGUGGACGAAGAUAGUUGCACGAGUCGAAACAAAGACGAGAUAUCUUCGCAAAGCACGGAAAAAUCAACAAGUACAAUGGAAGUGCAAGUGGAGACUAAGCACGAAGACUUGAGAAUAGACUCCACUGUAGCAGGUUACUGUAGUGAACCGAUUGGCCUCGAUGCGGUUGCCGACAAGGCACCACAAGUCUCAGGAUUGCUGGCAAGCAGACAGCUUCGUUCUGCGUCAGCCCACUCUGCCGAUAUUGACCUAGGUACUGAGAAUUUGGACGAUAAAGACAGUUCCUGGAUGAAACUGGCCCACAUGGGGCACAUCAGCGAUUAUCACGGCUACCAACGGCAGCACCAAAGUUUUGUUCCACUGAAAUAUAGUGGAUCAGUUUCGGAGACUCGUGCGUCAAUCGAGGAAAAAUUGAAAGAGCUAAGAACUGUGUUCUCAACAGCUAAUGAAGACGCUGAUUCGGACCAAGAAGACUAUAGUGCGGCCGUUUUUUCACACUCAAAAUUCCAAGAAUAUGAACGCAAACAAAGAAGCAAAUCUACACUUAAGAUACCUAUCACAAUGAAGGAGACGCCGUUUGGUGGAGAAUUCGAAAAUCGACCGUUUCGCUUCACGUCUGCUACUUCUGCAGACCUUACUCCAAAAAAGAGGAAACAAGAUUCUCUUCGUCACAUCAGUUGGAUUCCUACCCCGAACUUUAGAUCGAUCGAAACAGAUCCCCUAACGUUUUGGAGAGAUACCCAAAACAGGGCAAAACGCCCUCGCAGAACUGCCGAGCUCAACGAAUUGAAGAAAAUAUCUGUGAUGAUGUUGAGUGAGAUGUAUCACACGCUCCGAUUCAUCGAAGAUUACAACGAAGGCAUUUCCACUAAGUUUGAUGUUGAUACAGUUGCGGAUCCAGGGAUGUGCGAAUCCCAUUUGGGAGAUAAGGAAUCAAGUGCUGCAAAGCCGUUAGAAAGCACGAAGACGUUCAGAAAAAUCUUUGAUUCUGAUGUACAAUCACUUGCGAAGUCUGUGGAUGAGCUCCCGUUGAAGACCAUGUUCAUGAACAACUAUGAAGACAUACAGAAGCAGUUCAUUUCUCUUCGCCAAUUGCCGGAAGAUUCAAAGUUUGAAGUGUUGAGAUUGUCUAUUGAGACGGCCAUUGGCGAAAAGACAAUUCGGCUUUUCAGUGAUGAAGAGAUAGUCAAGGAGGAGAAAUCACGGACCAGAAUUGCGCGAGGGUACAAGCGAAAGGCCGACCAAGAAAAGAUAGAAAAGAAGCAUCAUGAAGACGAACGACUGCUCCUGCUGAGGGAGUUCGAGUACGCGAACCGGAAUAAGAAACCAUCCGCUGCGGAAAUUGAAAUGGAAAGAUUCGAAUCAAGGCCUAUUCAGAUGGUUGAUCAUUCUAGCAACGAAGGGAAAAGAGAACGCUGUCAACUAGAUACUUCAUGCAGCCUUUGUAAACCUGCAGCUCUAUCGAAAUUGUCAGCUCCAAGUGAUGAUGGUGAGGUCACAAUCAUUCAUAACCCAAAGACCCGACGGGUCGAUCUUUAUGCCAUUAAGGAUGAAGACUCGCACAGGGGGUCGCUCCUUGAAGGUGAUUCCGGCGACGCUUCGCUAAGGAGCCUUAUGGAGAUGAAGCAUAUACUUGCCUUUAUUGAGAAGUACAAAACGGGAAUGAUCCGAUGA
Cylindrotheca closterium is the source of this 3030-nucleotide messenger RNA. The record is from the annotation of a GenBank genome assembly. Lineage: Eukaryota; Bacillariophyta; Bacillariophyceae; Bacillariales; Bacillariaceae.